ACCAACCCUCAUCGCCGCUCUAUCUCCUCUCCUCUGCUACAACCUUAAGCUGAGAGAGAAGAAGUCACAGUCUCGUCUCUAUCUCCUUUUUUUUUUGCCUUUUCCACUCACUCACUACACGCCAAACCCGAACGACAUGGCUGCUGCUACCUCCACCUCUCUCACUUUCUCCGGCCUCCGCCGCAUUUCUCCCAAGCUCGACUCCGCCGCCGUCUCCUCCAACCAAUCCUUCGUCCACCGCGUCAAUUCCUCUAUCCGUCUCGUUUCUUCCUCUUCUCACCGCUCUCCCAGAGGGGUUGUUGCCAUGGCUGGAUCCGGAAAGUUUUUCGUUGGAGGAAACUGGAAGUGUAAUGGGACUAAGGACUCCAUCGCCAAGCUUGUUUCUGAUCUCAACAGUGCAACCUUGGAAGCUGAUGUAGAUGUUGUUGUGUCACCUCCGUUUGUCUACAUCGACCAGGUCAAGUCUUCAUUGACAGACCGUAUUGAAAUAUCGGGUCAGAACUCUUGGGUUGGAAAAGGAGGAGCCUUCACUGGUGAAAUCAGCGUGGAACAGCUCAAAGACCUCGGUUGCAAAUGGGUCAUUCUUGGGCACUCCGAACGGAGACAUGUCAUCGGAGAAAAGGAUGAGUUUAUCGGGAAGAAAGCUGCUUACGCAUUGAAUGAGGGUCUUGGAGUAAUAGCUUGUAUUGGGGAAAAGCUAGAAGAGAGGGAAGCAGGCAAGACAUUUGAUGUUUGCUUCGAGCAACUGAAGGCGUUUGCUGAUGCUGUCCCUAGCUGGGACAAUAUAGUUGUUGCAUACGAACCUGUAUGGGCAAUUGGAACUGGCAAAGUUGCAUCUCCUCAGCAAGCACAGGAAGUCCAUGUAGCUGUCCGCGGUUGGCUCAAAAAGAAUGUCUCUGAGGAAGUCGCUUCCAAAACGAGAAUCAUAUAUGGAGGUUCUGUCAAUGGAGGCAACAGUGCAGAGCUUGCCAAAGAAGAAGACAUUGAUGGAUUUCUUGUUGGUGGUGCCUCCUUGAAGGGUCCUGAGUUUGCAACCAUUGUGAACUCAGUCACGUCAAAGAAAGUUGCUGCUUGAUUAAGAACUAUCAGUAACGGAAAUCGCUAGUCUCCAUGGAACAGAUGAGAUAAGAAAUAAAAGGGAGGAGUUUAGCGAUCUUGUUGUCGUGUUGUUUGUGUUCUUACUUCUUCUUCUUGAACUAAUAAUGUAAAAACAAAAAAGUUGAUUCAUGAGCUCUGGUUUGACGGAGAUAGAGAAAAAGGGUCUUUGAUUAAGAUCUUUGUAACUAAAGCUGUGAUUCUCUAUAUUUACUUUGAGUAAGCUUAACUCAA
Molecule: messenger RNA, 1329 nt
Organism: Camelina sativa (false flax)
Lineage: Eukaryota; Viridiplantae; Streptophyta; Magnoliopsida; Brassicales; Brassicaceae
Product: triosephosphate isomerase, chloroplastic
Biological process (GO): glyceraldehyde-3-phosphate biosynthetic process; glycolytic process; glycerol catabolic process
Cellular component (GO): cytosol
Molecular function (GO): triose-phosphate isomerase activity
Source: RefSeq, a predicted model, not a curated record